AGAGUCAGCUGACAAGUGUAGUUCCGCUUCUGCGCGGUGGCGGUCAGCUGACAGAUGUUUGCUGUCUCGGAUCGUGCGGCUGUGAAGUAAAAACACCUGCGCGAUCAGAGCCGAUGAGCGCGAUGAGUGCUGGCGCCCCCCGACCACUGCCCUCCUCCGGACAGAAGUCCAUCCAGGACAUCUGCCACCCUCUGUCCGCCGAGGAGAGCGCGCUGAACCCCGGCAGCGCUGCAGACAAGGACCUGAGCCUGCCCAAUGGGACUCCAGUAGACACAUCAAGCCCCGCCUCCUCUUCGUCUCUGCUGAACCGACUACAGCUCGAUGACGAUCUGGACGGAGAAACACGCGAUCUGUUUGUGACUGUAGACGACCCCAAGAAACACGUGUCUACUAUGGAGACCUAUAUCACCUACAGAGUCUGCACAAAGACCACCAGAACAGAGUUUGACCUGCCUGAGUACUCGGUAAGGCGACGCUACCAGGACUUUGACUGGCUGAGGAACAAAUUAGAGGAAAGCCAACCCACCCAUCUUAUUCCACCUUUGCCUGAGAAGUUUGUUAUGAAGGGAGUGGUGGACCGUUUCUCAGAGGAGUUUGUGGAGACCAGAAGAAAGGCUCUAGACAAGUUCCUCAAACGUGUAGCAGACCAUCCUGUGCUUUCUUUUAACGAACACUUCAAUGCAUUUCUCUCAGCAAAGGACUUGAAUAAGCGUCAAGGCCUGGCUCUGCUGACUAAAAUGGGGGAAUCUGUGAAGUAUGUGACGGGCGGUUAUAAACUGAGGGCACGGCCGGUGGAGUUUGCUGCCAUGGGCGACUAUCUGGACAUGUUCACACAGAAACUGGGCACCAUUGACAGGAUAGCACAGAGAAUCAUCAAAGAGCAGUCAGAGUUUCUGAUGGAGCUGAGAGAGUACGGGCCGGUCUACUCCUCGUGGUCAUCUUUUGAGGAGGACCUCCAUGAUCCUCUGGAGGGGGUGUCGGGGUGCGUGUCGAACUGCUCCAGCGCUCUGGAGGAGCUCACGGAGGACAUGAGCGAAGACUUUCUCCCGGUGCUCAGAGAAUACGUCUUGUACAUUGAGUCCAUGAAGAAUGUGCUGAAGAAGAGAGACCAAGUUCAGGCUGAGUAUGAAACAAAGUUGGAGGCAGUCGUGUUCAGGGAGGACAAAAAGACACCGAUGCCCGUUGAUGUGGAGAAGUGCCAGGACCGUGUGGAGUGUUUCAACGCCGACCUGAAGGCCGACUGGGACCGCUGGGAGAACAACAAACGACAGGACUUCAGACAGCUGCUGACGGGCAUGGCUGACAAAAACAUCCAGUACUACGAGAAGUGCCUUGCAGCGUGGGAGUCCCUCAUUCCACUGUUACAAGACAAACAGGAAGCAAAAGGCGAAACGAACUGAGCAUGUUUCAGACGUUCUCCUGGCCACCGGCGAGGUCCAGAGCUCGUGACCCAGGCUGUCCUCGGACCUGUCCGGCACGAGCAGAGUUUUCACGGGACGGGACGCUGCUGGAGCAGACGAGCUCCGAGAAUCCAUUUUGUAAAGUGUCUUUAUUUGUUAAAGCCCAUCCAUCCAACCACUUCUCUCUCUCUCUCUCUCUCUCUCUCUCUCUCUCUGUUUUUUUUUUUUGUGGAAGGAGAAUUUGUAGUUUCCUCUUUUCAAGCUCAGACUGGAACUGCAGAAGAAACUGUAAACGCUUUGGGAAACCGAAAAACGAUCAUGAGGAUGAGAGAGGGAAGGACGUUUUUGGUGACGUCAACAAAUUUGUAGUUUUUAGUGAGUGGCAAACAUCAGCUAUCCUUUUGUAAAUGCUUGUCUUUUGAUGCUGAUCCGUUGAAGGGAACCGAGACGUCAGUGUUUUGCUUUUUGGUUUACGUUCAUGAAGAGUCCCGCGGAAGGUUUGCCAACAUUCCUCUUGCCAAAGAUGUGGAACUGAAGUUUGAUAUUUCCUGGACACUGGCACCACAAAACCCUUGCCUGGAUCGGCUGUUCCCUCGUUCUACUCUAAACUAAGCUGUUGCGUUAAAAUUAAGGAUGUUCUCCCAGCCAUACUUGACCUCAUUAAAUAUUUAUGACGAAAGAUGUGUCAUAAUGAUUUGUACUUGUCUUAAUGGGGCAGGAUCUGUGGUUGGGUCAUCUAGUCUAAUGUGAGGUGAAUGUAAUGAGGGACGUUUCCUGUGAAACUCUGGGAUAAUAAUGGAGAGCGGUUAAUCUCCAAUAAUAUACGUACUUUCUGAAAUUCAAAGCUUUUAGUAAAUGCAUUAUGGCAAAUGUUUUUGGCAGCUGUUGCAUCAGGCAGAACUGCAGUGCAGGAUAGUGAUAUGUUACUGUUUAAAAGUUUGGGGUCGGCGAGUUUAUUUCUAAAAACCUUUUUUUUUUUUUAAAGAAGUCUCACUAAGGCUGCAUUUAUUUGAUCAAAAAUACAGUAAAAACAGUGAAAUAUUAUUGCAAUUUAAAAUAACCGCUUUCUAUGUGAAUAUAUUGCAAUUUUUAAUUUUUUUUUCUGUGAUCAAAGCUGAAUUUUUAGCAUCAUUACUCCAGUCUUCAGUGUUGCAUGAUCCUUCAUAAAUCAUUCUAAUAUGCUGAUUUGCUGCUCAAGAAACAUUUCUGAUUAUUAUCAAUGUUGAAAACCAUUGUGCUGCUGCUUAUUUUUGUGGGAACUGUCAUGCAUUUUAUUUUUCAGCAUUCUUUAAUGAAUAGAAAGUUCAAAAGAACAGCAUUCAUUUGAAAGAGAAAUAUUUUGUGACUUUAUAAAUGUCUUUACUGUCACUUUUGAUCGAUUUAAUGCCUCUUUGCUGAAUAAAAGUAUUAAUUUGUGACCCCAAACGUUUGAAUAGUAAUAUUCAGCACUGACAUUAUAGAAUUACAGAUGCCAAACCAACCACUUUCUAUGUUGUUUUCUUUGCAACAUUCUUGAUGCAAAGUGUUACUGAACGUGUUUUCAUGUGUUUCUCACAAAAACUGUAGAAAUGCCUUGCCUUUGUUUCAGCCCCUGAUCAAAAUGAUAUUUUUCAUAAAGGAAAUGAAGCCUAUUUCAGGUCUAUUAAAGGGAUAUUUCACCCAGACAUGUAAAUAGACAGAAUUGUCAUUUUUGGAUUAUUUUCUAAUGAUUUGUUAUAAUUAUUAUGAUUUUUGUAACUUUAUUUCCAAUUAAGGAUAUGUAAAGUGCAUAUAUAUAUAUAUAUAUAUAUAUAUAUGUGUGUGUAUAUAUAUAUAUAUGUAUAAAUUUUAUGUAUAUUUGAUAUGAUUUAAAAUUGUAUUAUAGACAUAUUGCAUUAGAGUUCAAUACGUCUGUUUUUCAGUAAAAAAAAAAAAAAAAAAGUUGAAUUGCUUUAUUAUGGACACUAAUGAAAAUGGUCUUGAAAAUUAGGCUUCAUUUUCUGUAUGUUUUUUUCCACUUUAUAUUAAAUAACCAGACAUUUGGUGAGAUUCACCACUACCAUAGAAUGAAUCACAUUAAAAAAAAAAGAAACAAAUCAAUUGGCUGGUAUAUAUUAUAUUACAUAACAGUUCUGCCUGUUGUGGGGUAGUUCUCUUCAAGUUAAAGCAGACUUAAUGAACAGAGAAGUUUGUCAUCUCUCACAGUUCUGUCAUUUCGAGAUCACAGUUUGCAUCAUUUUUUGGACAUUUUAAGUCAGUUCUCCAUCAAUGUUGCAAUUACAUAGAAAUGUAGCAAAGACCAGUCAGAAAGUAUGUUUUAUCAGAUCUGGCCCUCCAGUGUUUGAGCAGAGCUGCAGCACACAGAUUGGAAACAUGCCGCCUGCUGGUAAAUGCUGUUACUGCAGUCAUUGCCUUUUCUUUAAGAAAACAGAGCCUCCAGAAUACAAAUGUUCUGUCUGGAAGCAUAGGCUCUUUUCUAGAUGUCUAGGUGUGAUCUUUUUUUAAAAUUAUUAUAAUUUUUUUUAAUGUGAUCUAGUGAAGAGACAUGGCCUGAAGUUUAACUCAUCAAAUCCAGUCAGCCUUAUACUUUUGUCUCCAUUAAUUUUUAAGAUGAUUUGAUCGAUUUGUUACAAAGGCAGCUAUAUGACUUGUUGCUUUAAUGCAUGGUGUACAUUAUGAUAUAAAAUACAGUUUAUACUGGAUAUUAUUAAAUUCAGUUUUUUACAAGAACAGGUUAAAUGUAAAGUGAAUAUAUGACUUUCAAAUGACUGCCUGCAGAAUCUGCAAUAAUUGUGAUCCAUUAAUGUGUUAUUUUACGUACUUAAUGGUUAAAAAAAAUUUUUGUUGUUGUCAAACUUUAAACAACUGUAGCAUGAGUGUGUAAUAUGUUUACUUACAGAUCAGUCCAGCAGGUGUGUGUGAGGUAUAAAUCAACAAAUUAAACUAAAGCAUUUGAGGAGAAUCACUUGCAGUUUAUUAAAAGUUUAUUCCCUUUGUAUGUUUUAUAUACAUCAUGUUUUUUAAAGCUCAUUUGGCUUCCUUUUAGCAUAAAUUGUUUAUCAUUAAAUUGAUAGGAUAUAAAUUCUGGGCUUUAAAAGGAAGAAUAACUUGUACAGUGUUUGAUGCUGUUACUCUUUACCUCAAAUGAUUUUAAUACUGGACCAUUGCCAUAAAAAUAAUUAGAAUAUACUAAUAAGAUGUAUUUUUUCUUUAAUGUAUUUUUGUGCCUUUGCACAAGAAGAACUAAAAACUAUAUAGACUUACGGCCUGCCACAUAGAAUGAUGAUUAGUUGUAUAAUAAUUGUAUUUCCUGUAUACUUUGUGUAAAAAAAAAAAGUAUGUUUAAGAUGAACGCACCAUACACAAAUGUACAAAUAACUUGAUUUAUUGCAAAAUCUGUACAAUAAAAAUCUGAUAAAAGA
Onychostoma macrolepis is the source of this 4801-nucleotide messenger RNA. RefSeq names its product sorting nexin family member 30 (gene snx30). The record is from RefSeq and is a predicted model, not a curated record. Bases 114 to 1400 code for a protein of 428 amino acids. The transcript is spliced from 9 exons. Gene Ontology annotation, molecular function: phosphatidylinositol binding. NCBI's taxonomy places the organism in Eukaryota, Metazoa, Chordata, Actinopteri, Cypriniformes, Cyprinidae.